UGCAAAUAUAUACUAAGUGCGCGUGUGUGUGUAUAUAAGUGUCUACUAUAUAUAAAGCCUUAGACCCAGGGGUAGAUAGUGUCUAUGGUGGAUACUGGCAGCAUGACGAUGAUGACGGAAUUCUGUCUCGUUUUCUGCUUCGUUCCAUUCGCCCGAAUCUUGCUUUUCAUCACGAAGUGAAAUUUUAUUUCCAAAAGAACCCCUCCAUGACUUUAUCUGCCUAUUUAUUACCAAAAUAUGCUUUGUCAACAGUACACGUCGUAUCUGAUAUUACAUAGUACAGGAAAACGUAGAUAUUUGGCCAGUAAAAUCAUGUCCAUCAUGUGGAACGGUGAGAUCGACUGCAGUAUCAUCAUCAAUGUUUUCCCUUCCAAAUGAAUGAAUAAUAAACAUGAAUGGGUUCUCAUCUCAAUAAAGACACGAGGAUGCACAGCAGCAAGCUGAUCAUCAUUAUUGCCAAUGCUCAAAUUUGCCUUUGGAUUUGACCUUAAAAGUGAGGCAUAUUGGGCUCACACACUCAUGUGUUCAAUCGACCCGAAUGUCCUGGAUGAAGGGAUUCGCCCUUCCUUUGAAGUGGUGGGAUGUCACUCCCAAAGCGUUCGAGUCUUUUUUCUUUUUCCCCCUGGCAUUUCACACGAGCACACAUUACCCGUUGGUUAUAUCUUGUGGACACCAACAUGCGAAGGUCACGCAACAUGGAGGCCUUUGCGGUCACGAUCUUCUUGUCCGUGGGCUUCGGGAGCAUAAUUUUGACAGCGGCAAGAGAGCUUCACGUUGGCAGCGGUGGAAAUGAAGGUGGCGAGAGUCAAGAGGGCCGCAUUUAGGAUUUUGCCGAUGGAGAGGGUAACCGUAAACGUGCCACUGUGCGUGGGAGAGACGGACUCCGACUCAGACAGCCGUUCGUCGUCACCGCUGAACGUGCGGAUGGUGCCAAUGUGGCGCUGGGACUCGAUUUGUGCAGCCGCUGGAGUCGCGUGCAGAAUCUGCCACUGUGAGGGAGAUGAGGAAAGCCCUCUCAUCGUGCCGUGCCAGUGCACGGGCUCCCUGCAGUUUGUCCACCAGGCGUGCCUGCAACAGUGGAUCAAGAGCUCGGGCGCGAGCUGUUGCGAGCUAUGCAACUACAGCUUUGUCAUGGAGAGCACGCUGAAACCCCUGUGCAAAUGGGAGAAGCUGCAGAUGACAGCGCGGGACAGGAGAAAGCUCACGUUUUCGGUCGUGGUCCACGUCGUUGCCAUCGUGUGCGUGGUGUGGUCGCUCUACAUUCUCGUCUCCCGAACGGCAGAGGAGAUUCGCCAGGCUCAGCACAGUGGUGUGCUGGAGUGGCCAUUCUGGACCAAGCUCGCCGUGGUUGCCAUCGGGUUCACGGGCGGAACGGUCUUCAUGUACGUGCAGUGCAAGGUCUACGUGCGCAUGUGGCGACGCCUCGAGGCUUACAAUCGCAUCAUCCACGUGAGCAGCUGCCCCGAGGCUCUGGCCGAAGAGCUGCUGUCAAGGAGAAGUCUGUCCACGUCGUCACCCGCCCGCAGCCUCCAACAGAACGCACCCAACGGCAAAGAAACGGAGGCCGAUGCCCUCUCCGUGGAAACCAACGCGAACCGCUGCGUGGACAAAGGGAAAUGCAAUGCGGAGAAUACACCCGAAUGAAAGUCUCAGCGCUGUCCCUGUCAGCUUUCCCGAACGGUUCACGAUUGCUUUUAGAAAGCGCUACCACACACCCAGAAUUUUAUGCGCGUAGUCAGACUGACCGAGUUUACCUGGAAUUCUGG
Messenger RNA from Lethenteron reissneri (Far Eastern brook lamprey), 1766 nucleotides. RefSeq names its product E3 ubiquitin-protein ligase MARCHF8-like. Lineage: Eukaryota; Metazoa; Chordata; Hyperoartia; Petromyzontiformes; Petromyzontidae. Gene Ontology annotation, molecular function: zinc ion binding. The record is from RefSeq and is a predicted model, not a curated record.